Medioppia subpectinata is the source of this 483-nucleotide messenger RNA. The record is from the annotation of a GenBank genome assembly. NCBI's taxonomy places the organism in Eukaryota, Metazoa, Arthropoda, Arachnida, Sarcoptiformes, Oppiidae.
AUGGUAAGUUUGACAGAAAAGAACAAACAAAAUGUUUUGACUGAAACGACAAAAUUGUUAGAUUUGCGCUCAGAAUAUUUAUGUGACUUCGGUUUGUCUAAAUCCGAGGAUGUAUUGAGUGAUAAAUACAAACAAAGUAGUGUUAAACACACCAAAGAUGUCGGAAAUGUUGAAUAUAUGGCACCCGAAGGACAGACCACUGAAUACAACCAUUUAAUAGAUAUGUUCAAAACGGAAAAGAGUUAUGGAAAGACUGAUUGGAGACUAAGACCCGAAUGUGAAGUUUAUGUUGAUGAGUGCAUGAACUUGGCUCAGCUCAAAGACAUGCAACAAACCAUCAUUUCCUAUAACAUCCUACCUGACAGUGGAGCUAAACUGCAAUUGCAACUCAAGAAAUGUUACAGUUGGCGACACUACUCUCGACCAUAUAUUCCUACUUGUGAUUGGCCCGUAUGGUGGACUAAAAUAUCUCUCAAAUUAUAA